Molecule: messenger RNA, 6290 nt
Organism: Gallus gallus (chicken)
Lineage: Eukaryota; Metazoa; Chordata; Aves; Galliformes; Phasianidae
Gene: SPIA9
Product: serpin family A member 1
Exons: 5
Coding region: 1165-2463 (432 amino acids)
Biological process (GO): negative regulation of endopeptidase activity
Molecular function (GO): serine-type endopeptidase inhibitor activity
Source: RefSeq, a predicted model, not a curated record
AGUUUAGCUACUUGCUAGGUAGCUUGGCAUCAUUGAAAUGGUCUCUCUUAAUCCCACAGUGACUAUAAACCAUAAUAAAUAUGUUUUUGCUAUUGCAAGCAACAUAAAUACUCUUUCCUACUUUAUACGUUCUUAGUAUCAGAAAGCAGCUUGAAUCAAACACAGCUUCCAGAGUCUCCAGGGCUGAAAAAAUAUCUUUUUGGUUAUUGAGUGAAGAAAAUAAUAAAGGAUAAUGCACAACGUAGCAAGAACUUUGAUUCUCAGUAGAGACUAUGGAUACCUGUAUUUUUAUUUUAAAGUUAAGAUGAACCACAGCAAUUCAUUGCAAGUGUGAUGUUCUAGUAAUAAAUUGAGAGACUGAAGUAUUUUCUGUUGUAUACCAAAGGACAUUAGCAAACUAUUGUGGUUACAAGACCAAAUUUUCAGGUUUCAGGAAAUACUAAAAUUAAUACUGCCUACCCUUGAUGUAAUAACAAUGGCAAAUGGAACAGGAAUCACACAUUUUGCCAUCUAUAUAAUGACAAGGCUAUAGAGACACUCAGAAGUCCUGAACCCUUAUCUUAUUUCUGGGACUGGGUGUACUCUAAUGGUUACUGCGCUUCUAUUCUGUACCAAUGUUUUAUCUCUCUUUCCUCUUCCCUGCCUUCUCCAACAUUUACCAGGAUGUACCAGGUGUGCUUUCUCCCCACGUUUCCCACCACACGUUGAAACACAAGGAACAUGAGUGUAUUUUGGGAGGCAUCACCAUUAUCAGGCCUGUGGUCUCUGUACAGUUGUGCCCUGUACCUAUUCAAGUGCUCCUUUAAACAUGACUGUGUUCCCAGGGUGGAACUGUCAGCUUGCCUACUGUUGCUCUGAAUGAAUUAGCACUGAUUAGUUGGACAGCUGGCCAGGCAUCAACAGCUUUUCUGAAGCUACAGCUCAUGCCUUUCACACAGCAGUGCUGAUAAAGAAAGCUUUCCAACAAACCCCUUUUUUUCUUCCACACUGUUCUUUUUAUGCUCUUUCUGUCUGUUGGUUUUUGCUUUGUUUAGUUUUUGUGGGUUAAUUUUGGUUUUGUUUUAUUUUCUCUAUAAACCAGGAGGAAAACUCAUCCACACCACCACCUCACCAAUACCCAGUCAUAGGCUAUGGUCAUCAGCAACAGGAAGGGGUAAAAGAAAAAUGAAACCCACCUUCUCCUUGUGUUUUCUGCUGGCUGGUUUGUAUUCUGUUGCCCAGUGUCAUCAGCGCCCUCGCUACCACAAUAAACAGGACAAUUCUAAAGGAGCAUAUUACUGGGGUAGCAGUUCUCAUAGGGAAGGAGUUUUUCCAAAUAAAAACAAAACUUUUGUCAAAGUAGUUCACAGCAAUGCUGAUUUUGCACUUUCAUUUUACAAGCUGGUUGCAUCUGAAGCAACCGAUCAAAACAUUUUCUUUUCACCCAUAAGCAUCUCUACUUCCCUUGCAAUGCUGGCACUGGGUGCCAAGUCAGCGACACUGACGCAGAUUCUGGAAGGGCUUGCCUUUAACCUGAAAAAGACUCAGGAUCAGGAAAUACAUGAAGGUUUUUGCCAGCUCCUCCACAUGCUGAACCGUUCAGAUAGUGAUCUCCAUCUAAGCCUGGGCAAUACCCUUUUUAUAGAAGAGACGCUGAAACCACUACAGAAGUUCUUGGAUGAUGCCAAAAGCUUUUACCAGUCUGAAGUCCUUUCUGCUGACUUUAACAACUCCUCCGGUGCUGAGAACCAGAUCAACAGUUAUAUUGAAGAAAAAACAAAUGGGAAAAUUGUUAAACUAGUAGAAAAUCUUGAUCCUCUCACUGCAAUGGUUCUUGUUAACUAUGUCUUCUUUAAAGCUCACUGGGAGAAACCCUUCAGUGAUUCAUACACAAAAAAAGAAGAUUUUUUUGUGGAUAAGAAAACAUCUGUAAAAGUUGACAUGAUGUAUCGGAAAGGUUACUACAGAAAUUACUUUGAUGAAGAGCUGUCCUGUUGGCUGGUUCAGAUUCCUUACAAUGGAAAUGCUGCAGCAUUAUUUGUUUUACCUGAUGAAGGGAAGAUGAAACAGGUGGAAGAUGCUCUUUUGAAAAGAACUGUGUCCAAAUGGGAAAAGCUCCUCCAACAUAGAAAAAUACACCUACAUAUUCCAAAACUUUCUAUUUCUGGUACCUACGAUGUGAAAAAGAUAGUCAGAGAAGUGGGUAUAAUUGAUCUAUUCACUGCACAAGCUGAUCUGUCAGGAAUUACUGAGGAUCCUGGACUGAUGGUUUCAAAAGUGAUCCACAGAGCUGUGCUAAAUGUUCAUGAGAAUGGUACUGAAGCAGCAGGAGUCACAGUGACGGAGAUUACAUGGAGAUCUGGUGAUUUUCCGCGUCCUCCUCGAGUCAGAUUCAACAGGCCCUUUCUCCUGAUGAUUUUGGAUAAAUAUGCCCAUACCAUCCUCUUCAUUGGGAAAAUUGUAAAUCCUCUGAAAAAUAACUGAAUGUCCAGAGUACAGGUAUUCUUCACAUAGCUACCUAAGUUCCUGUGAUCCAGUAAUAACUUUGCGUACACCACUGUGUACUGAUGUCUUUCAACUGUUGUUAUUAUGUACAUUUCUAACCCCUUAAAAGCAAGAACUAGAUUUUCUUGCCCAAAAGACACAGGUAUUUCCCUUGUAGUCUACAACUCUAUGUAACUUGUGUUGUCAACAAAGUAUGAGUCACUUUUCAGAUGUUCUGUAAUAAUCCCUUCCUGACAUUCUCCAGUAUAUGAGGUGCUGACAUUCUCCGGUAUAUGAGGUGAUCUGCAGUCUCUUUUGUGGAUGAUGUAGCUUUUACUCUACACUCACAGUGUGUGAAGAGGAGGGUGGGAGAAGAGAAAUGGGGAAAAGAGAUGGAAGGUGUAUGUCCUGUCUGUUUAAUCCACUGACUUUUGAUAACUGAUGUUAAAUGCAGAGUAUCUUAAUAUUGGAGUGACUUUUCAUAUCUUUUCUUUGUUGUUUUUGUUUGCUUUGUUUGUUAGUUGGCUGGCUUGGUUUCGUUUGGCUUUUAUUAGAAUGAAGUUACAUCAUCUCUGACUGCAACAUUGGAAUACACAAUAAUAUAAAGGGUUGACCAGUACAGUUGGUUUAGCCGUUGCCUUCUCCUGUGGAAGUCCUAUUCAUGCAGGCAAUAAAGUUGCUCUUCAUUGCUGGGGUAUUGACAGUGUACUGAGAUAAAAUAAAUGGUGGAACAUUCCACACUAUAGCACCAACUUCUUUUUUAUGGAUUUGCUGUCACUUUCAUUUCUCAUUUCUCUUACUGAUUCCAACUUCAUUAUCACGCCUUCCAGAUACACAAAUUGGACUGUGGUACAGAAAUGUUUAUCUUCUCACAGGGAACAGCAAAGCUUUUCUAGGGGCCAUUAAUCUGUUUUGAACUCAGAAAGCUAUCAUAGGUAUGCAUAUGAAAUACAGGCAGUAUUUGACAAGUCACACUAGAUUUUAGCAGUGGAUUGAUACUAUAGAAUAAAAACAUAUAGUUACUUGAAGUUUGAAACUUUUCUUUCAAAGAUUCAUGAGUCUAGUGUAUUGCUAGUGUGUUAUUUUAUUAAAAUAUACAAAGCUGUUCAAAGCAGUUAAAUUAAAUAUUUAUUAGAUCUUUCACUACAGAAUAUCUCAAAUUGGUCAAAAAAUACAAAUAGCAACUUUGCAGUCUUUAGUCUCUUAAAAUGUGAAAUAAUAUACUGUAAAGAUAAUGAUGACUAUUUCUGAAACAAUAUUGUGCUGAUUGUUUGGGGGAUUUUGACUUGUCUCUGACAUUAAAUUACCACUAUCAGUAUUACUAGACUGUAGCUGCAUGUCAGCCAAGUAAUGCUUGAUGUUCACACUCAAAACCCUCAUCAAAAUCCCAUAAACUAAUGACAAAACUUCCUUACUGACAUCUGUUUUUGAUCUAUUCAGUAUUUAGUAAAAGCUGCUGGCUAGAUCAUUGGGCAUAUAUACAGACUUAAUCUUGGUGUAAUACAGAUAAACUGAUUCUACAGAAUAUCAUUUAAAAAUUCUUGACAAAUUGUGGUGCUAAUUCAGGACAGCAUGCUGAAGUCCAGCUUUGCAACGACAAAUGACUAUGUAAGUAAAUAUCAUGAGACUGUUUGUUCUUCACUGUGGACCCCAGAUCAAUACUAUCUGUUUGCUAUCAUGAAAAUAAUUUAAAUGAUAUUUUGCCAAUCAAAUCUCCCAUUUGAGAGGCAAGUUUGAUGCCUGACCUAUUUGAAAGUAGAUGAAGAAUAAUUAAGCAGCAUGUAUGAGUAUGAGUCAGGCUUUGUGCUUCCAUGAAACGGUACUAUGAGGUAUUUUGUGAAACUCUAAUGCAGUGGGACCUUUUCCUACAUUAUUUUUCCAAAGAAGGCAUGCUGUAUAAGAGGAAUGCUUAGGUAGAAAUCACAUAUAGCUAUGGUUAUAUAUUUAUAUAAUACUUCAAUCAUAUAUAUAUAUAUUUCAUUAUAUAUAUAUAUAUAUGUUUCAUUAUAUAUAUAUAUAUAAUUGAAGGAUUAGAUUCAAUCCUGAAAUAUGUAUAAUCAAUUUUUCUUUUUUCUCAUAAUCCUUAAAGUAAUUUAAAGUGACCUCUGUCCACAUGCACUUUAUUGUCUUAUUAAGAUUUCAAGUUUAGUGCCAGGCUUUGUAGAAGUAUUAGGUCAGCUUUCAGAAAAAAAUGUAGCCAGGAUACAAGUACAGAAGAAAAGCUGACUUUGAUCACACUUUAUUCUUGGGAUACCUUGUCUUGAAAGCAAAAAGGAGACCAGGUGAAGAUUAGGCCUCUAUCAUUAGCACUCUCUGUAUAUAAAUAUAUAAAGAUUAAAUAUAUAUAUAAAUAUGAAUAUAUCUAUAUUAUAUUAUAUAAAUAUAUAAAAUAAAUAUAAUGAAAUUGUUGUUCACGUAGAGUCACCUUCAAAUGGGAGUAGGUACCCUAUACAGGUGUCUUGCCUUGGUUCUCUGUGAUAAAAAUAACAAUAAAAUUUGAUAAAGUUCAGAAAAUGUUUCUUACCAGAACUUCUCACUCUUCUCAACAGAUACAAAAUUUGAGUGCUAAAUAAUGAAUACAGAACAAUUGCAAAGCUGUUAUGGGUGUUGCAAGUUCAGUGUGCUCAUGUUUUGUUCAGGGGAGGUUUUCUUCUUUCAAUCUGCCAUUAUUUUUCUUCUUUUCUGGAUUUCUGUUGAUCAAUUUGUUUGCUGACUGUGAAUUGCAUAACUGUAUGGCACCAAGUAGUCUUCCCUCCCUAGACUAAUCUCUAGAAUGCAUGACUGGAUGGCUCUAUUUUGAGUCAAGUCAUACAGUCAUGCACUCUAGAGAAGAUUUCUCUAGAGAGAAGACUACUUUGUUAGACAUUAAAAGCCGUGAAAGAAUUGCCAAUCUAAAAAGCAAAAGCUAAUGUAUUUCUUGUUCUGUAAUAACUGGUAAAGAUUUAUCUUUGUGAAACGAUGUCAAAAACAUAAAUAAAGAGCUCAAAAAAACCCCAAACAAACAAAAAACCAUCCCUAGAUCAAACCAUGGUGGAAAUGCACUUAAUCCUUAGGAAAUUGAAAAGAAUUUGAAAAAAAAAUAUCUCCAACAGCAAUUGUGAGUAGUGCUAAAGAUCACAAAAGAAGAAAAAGCAGCCAUAAGCAUGUGUGGGGGCAGAGAAAGUAAUAAUAUGCUUGAAGGAAAACAAGGAAAAUAGCAUAUUUAAACAGCCAGCAGCCAGUGCCAAUGCACAGGUCUUUGUUCCCAGUGCUGUGCGGUAUCAGCUAGGAAGAACAGCAUGUAACAUAGCCAACAGCCUUAAAGGUCACAAACUGAAAAACAAAUUGCAUAUUCUACUGGAAAACCUACUGAUGCUGUAUUAAAUGCAACAACAAUUAAGUACCCAUAUUUCAAUAACAAUAGAAGGCAGAGGCUGCUUCAGGAGAAAAACAAAGCUGAAGUACGUAGUUCUGAUGCCAGCAUAUUCUCAUCAAAAGAAGAUCUCACAGAAUCACACCUCAGUCAAAUUGCCUUUUUAUUUGUUUUCUAAUAUAUGAGAACUAAUUCAUCAGAUCUUGUUACUAUUAUCUUGAUAUUGAAUAACUCAUUACUUUCCUGUGCUGCAUGAUACUGUUCUUUCUCCAUGUCACCCUCAGGACACGAUGACAAAGAAAAAUGUUAGCAAAGUUUAUGAAGUUCUGGUGUGGACAGACCCCAUGAUGCCCCAGUGAUAAUGAGAUCACAGAACCACAGAAUGGCCUGGGUUGGAAGGGACCUCAAGGAUCAUGAAUCUCCAACCCCCCUGCCAGGCAGGGCCACCAACCUCUCCAUUUACAUGUCCAGGUUG